CUUCAAAGGGACGGCAGCUUGCUGUCUGACAUGCGCAGUGCGUUGGUUAAGGCGGAUGUGGUGGGUGACGGUUGGUAUUUGCGCAUGUGCGGGAAAGGGCGCGGAGUUUAAACGACAGGAGCGGCAGUUGGUGCUAUCGACAGAAGGGGUUACAGACGGCAAAUUGUCCAAAAGAAAAGGAAAAGGGGAAAAAAUGUCUCUUCACAGUGUAGAAGCAAUGCUGCGAGGCCCUUUGAAACGCCUGAGACAGCAACCUACCGAGAGUGAUGGAAGUGACAAUGUACUACCACUAGACGCUCUAAAGAGGCAGAAAUGUGCUUCCUUGGAUGAAGAAAGAGAAAACAUAAAUCCUAUGGAGUCUGUUUUUACAUCCUCCAAGGCAUUUCGAGCCCUAGAGCAAGAGAUCAAACCAGACACUCCUGUGGUUCCAUCAGUAAAAUCGAGGCUUCACAGACUUGCUGAACAGAAGAAAGCUUGGGAUUCUGAUGAGCUUUCUCCUGAUACGCGAGUGUCUUUGGACAUGAAAAAUGGGCAAGGUCUUCCGGAAACAACUGGAUCUUGGAAGGAUGAAUUAGCCAGACCUGCUAUUAAGAAGGCCAGGCAGGAAACUGAAAAGAGAACUAACUUGAAUUGCACAAAAGAGAAAACUGCAAAGAUUUCUAGUGUUGCUGUGCAAUCAGUUCGAGAGAGAUUUGAAGAAUUGAGUCGUGAGAAACCGAACCAGGAGGAAAGGGGAAGCUGCUCUAAGAUAACUGAAACAAGUCAAAGUACAAAAGCCAUCCAGGAAAUGUUGCUUCACAAGUCUACUGCCAGUGCAUCUCAUGUCGUCCGGAUGAAAAAGGAGCGGGAGCAAGAACUUGCGAUGCUUCGAGGUAAGACUGGUGGAAACAACCCCUGGGUGGAAAAGAAGGCAUCCAAGCCAUGCACAGGUCCAGAGGAAUCCACUUUGGGAACAUCUAGAGUAACUUGCAUAGAAAGGAGGAUCAGGAAAGGUCUGGGCCACUUGAGCAUGCCAGUGGCAGAAGUGAACUCUGAGCAACUUCCAAAUACAAAUGAAAUAGUCACAGAGGAGUUGAAGGGGAGUACAAAAGCUCAAGAGAACACUAUUGAUGACACCGACACUAUUACAGAUUUGGAACACAAUGAAAAGUAUGAAGAGAUACUCCAGAUUACUGAAGGUGAAUGCAAGGUGGAAGCACCUAUGGAUUGGUCGACUCCUCUCAGGAAGGUUACUUUUGCAUUAGAACCACAAACCAUUCCAUCGCCAGAAUAUGUAGAAACUGAGAGCGAUGAGAAUGAGAAGUGCAUCUCUGAGAUGGAAUCCAGCUCCCAGGAAGAAUUGAACAACUCUGAACUAAUUGAUAAGCUGUUUGAAGGUGUACUCGACUCAGACAGGAUGGAAGAAGGAAUUGAACCUGAGGCUAAAGAACCAGCGAUGGCAAAUUUGAAAAAAUCCAAAGCUGAGGAUAAGGGUGAGGAAGUCAAGUCUGAAGCUGAGGCAGAGCUGAAAAACUCUAAAGCUGUGGAUCAGAGUGAUGAGACAAAGGCUAAAGCUGAGGCAAAAGAUCAAAAAGAAGACGAUGAUCUGACUUUACCCAGCAUCUCCAUAUUGUCUCCGCUUGCUAAAUCCAUCAAGUUGGAUGCUGCAUCUCCUCUAGCUGCGGUAGUUGCAUCAUUAAACAAUGGCCUGACUGAAUCCUGCUGCUCACUCUAUUCGUCACUCGAACUCCAUAAUUCUGGGCAGGACCGAGAUCGAGCUGGAAAUCUUCUACAAGCAGUGGAAAAUGCACCAUUAUACAGUAUUGAUUUGUAUAGAACUCAACGGCGUAGUGCUCGGCUGCGAGAAAAGAAAAAUGAAGGCACCAACAAAGCUGUUACCCAAAAAUCAGCAGAAGGUUCUCGGCUGGUGACACAGCAGGUGACCACAAAAGAGAAAAUAAAGAUACUUAAUGAUGAGAUUAUCAAGUUGAACAGCAUCAUGCAUCAGGCCAGCCAGGCACUAAACUGCUGUACGGAUGAAGAGCAUGGUAAAGGCUCACGAGAGGAAGCAGAAGCAGAGCGUCAUUUACUUAUUGCUUCUGAGAAACGUACUGCUUUGCUGACUGAGCUGAACAGACUGAAAGUAGAGGGCGAUGCUGUAUCCCUGGGUGGGGCAACAAAGUUGACAAAGGAGCUUGAGCCAUGUCGAGGCACCAUCUCUAUCUCUGAACUCCGCCUUCCUUUGAAAGCUGAAUUUGUAUGUUCAGCCUUACAUAAACAAGGAAAACCAAGUCACUAUUUCUUACUGAUGAUCCACUAUGGUCCACAUAACAUUGUGACGACUCCACUAGCAACAGCAGAAGAUGCUCAGCAUGGUGAUACCGUUACUUUCCCAACCGUAAUCACACUGCGUGAUAUUCAUUACAAAUUUGAAAUUGAUGUGGAAGUGUACAGCCUGGCUCAGGUGACAAAUGUAGCCACGUCUGAGAAGCGGAGAGUGUCGCGAUCUAAGGUUAUAACUCCAAAGAAACUGCUGAACUCCAUUACUAAAUCAAGCUUACAGUCGCCUGCCGCUAGUCCUAGUUCUGUACGCAGCAGUAAAUUUGUGUUGGUUGGGUCACACAAAAUCACCUUGGCAUCCUUGGGAAAAGACAAGUUUCCACUUGACAAAAUGAAGUUUGAUGGAAAAGUCAGGCAACUACUUGGAGAUGAGUUUCAGAACAAGGUCCCUUUUCUGUCUCCUCUUGAAGGUGCCAUCUAUUUGAAACUCCAAUGCCAUUUUCACUCCACUGUUCAGCAUUCAGGAUUUCUGACUAUGUUUGAGGAUGUGAGUGGAUUUGGUGCAUGGCACCGUCGCUGGUUUGUGUUGUCUGGCAACACCCUUUCCUACUGGACCUAUCCCAACGAAGAGAAGCACAAGAAACCUAUUGGGUGUAUUGACUUGGCCAGCUGCACCAAAGACAAGAUUGAACCUGCCAGCCGAGAGUUCUGUUCCCGGCCCAAAACGUUUGAGCUAAUUACAGUACGACCACAGAAUGAAGCUGAUUCUGAUACACUCGUUGUUCAGUGUAGAAACAAGAUGUGCUUUUCCAAGAUCUGGUUGUCAGCUGACACAAAAGAGGAGAGAAACCUGUGGAUGGAGAAACUUAACCAGGUUCUGCUCAACCUUGGAACAUGGCAACUAACAGCACACUCCAUGUCCAAGGAUGGAAUCUGAAGUUGGCUUUUCAACGAUCAGAUGCCUCUGAGCAGCUUCUCACUUUGAGAAGGUAGAUUUUGAUACUAAUGCCUUGCAAGUAGUUGACUAUAUACGCAACCACUUUGAAUUGCUGCUAAGAAAACCCUUGCCUAACAAAUCUUAAUCCAAAGAAUGAAAGAUCCAAUGGUUAUUUGCCUUGAAUUUUCCCUUCUUUUCCCCCCCACCCCAUGUAAUUUCUCUCCUAAAGUAUUAACUUGUGCUAGAAUUCAUGGAGUUACUGCGUUCACUUCAUUGCCAUUCCAUUUUAAAUGAAAUGGAAUGGCAGUUUGCUUUACCUUCCACUGUCCAAACUGGGUUCCAUCCUAGGACCUUUCCUGUUUUAUUACAGUAGGACCCAUAUAUUCCCCCUCCCCCUGUUGUAGUAAAUUCACUUAGAUCUAGUUACUGCUUUUGUUAAUCCUGAGAACAGAGCUUUAAGUUUGGACUGGACUGGUACUUGUACUUGUGUUGAUGUUUGCUGCAAGAUUUCAAAAAAUUGUCUUGCUCCAUUGCUGCCCUGGUUUUGAAAUGAUUGGGAGAAGGGAAAGGAGAAAAUAAUUCAAAAUGGCUAUAUAACCAACCUUUACUUAAGCCAGACUUUAUUUCUGCACCUUUUGUAUCAAAUCAAAAUUACAAAGGGCUUAUCUUGCACACUUAUCACAUUUAUAAUAUUGACUGUGUAACCUGUUCUAUUUCUAGUGUCAUUGUAACUUCUACCAUUUUAACUGUCUUAUUCUACCUGUCUUCUCUGAAACCAGUUCAAAGAAUAAACAUUUAACUAAU
Molecule: messenger RNA, 4000 nt
Organism: Rhincodon typus (whale shark)
Lineage: Eukaryota; Metazoa; Chordata; Chondrichthyes; Orectolobiformes; Rhincodontidae
Product: anillin-like
Exons: 26
Coding region: 56-3196 (1046 amino acids)
Biological process (GO): mitotic cytokinesis; septin ring organization; actomyosin contractile ring assembly
Cellular component (GO): actomyosin contractile ring
Source: RefSeq, a predicted model, not a curated record